Molecule: messenger RNA, 1494 nt
Organism: Aspergillus tubingensis
Lineage: Eukaryota; Fungi; Ascomycota; Eurotiomycetes; Eurotiales; Aspergillaceae
Product: cytochrome P450
Exons: 2
Coding region: 1-1494 (497 amino acids)
Molecular function (GO): oxidoreductase activity, acting on paired donors, with incorporation or reduction of molecular oxygen; iron ion binding; monooxygenase activity
Source: RefSeq, a predicted model, not a curated record
AUGUCCUUUGUUAUCCAGUCGAUUGUGCUUCUCUACGUGCUCUACAUUGUGAUCUCCGCGAUCCGCACCGUCUUCUUCCAUCCAUUGGGACGCCUACCUGGUCCCAAGCUCUGGAUUGCCUUUCCAUUCUUUCAACAUAUCGCAGCAGUUCGUGGACAAUUAGAUCAUGAAUUGCGACGCUUGCACCAACAGUACGGGGAGGUAGUCCGCUACGGACCAGAUGAGGUAUCAUUCACCACCGCGUCCGCCUGGUCGACCAUCUACGGCCCCGGUAUUGAGCUCCCCAAACCAAUAUAUGCGGUGUACAGCAAGUCCGGGAUCCUAAACGCCGACCUGGAGGAUCACGCCCGAAUCCGCAAGGCCAUGGCGCCGGCAUUCUCGCCAAAGGGGAUCCAGGCACAGGAGCCGAUUCUGAUGCACUAUAUCGACCAGUUGAUGAAGCAGCUACGCAAGGUAGCUCAAUCGGGGCAAGCCACGAACAUCACUAAAUGGUACAAUCUGGCAACCUUUGACCUGAUUGGGGACUUGACAUUUGGAGAGUCUUUUGGUGGGCUUGCCAAGGGAGAGUAUCACUACUGGGUAGCUCCGAUCCUGGACUAUGUGCGUAUGGUUCCGCUGCUGAGGGCCAGAGACCUGUAUCCGUGGCUGGUACGGGGCAUCAUGACCAUUCUGCCGUCCAGUUUGAGGGAAGCUCAGAAACGGCAGGAUGCUCACACGCGGGCCAUGGUACAGAAACGAAUGCGCUGUGAGACCCAUCGCCACGAUUUCAUGGCGUCCAUGCUGCGGCCACGGGGGGAGAAAGGGGAGCUUAGUGUGACCGAGCUCGAAGUCAAUGCUAAUAUCCUCAUCGCUGGCGGGAGUGAGCCGACGGCAACAUUACUGACGGGGCUAACCUACUGGCUACUACGGACCCCGACGGCCCUGGCGCGGGCGACGGAGGAAGUGCGAUCCCAGCUGCUAACAGAGGAGGAAAUCACGUUUGUGAACUUGACGACACGACUUCCAUAUUUGCAAGCGUGUAUCACCGAGACCUUUCGCAUGUAUCCUCCAGUGCCGACAGGACGGCAACGGGUAACGCUAUCGACGACUGAGAUCGCAGGCCAUCAAAUUCCUCCAAGGACGAAGGUAGCGGUACAUCAACUAGCAGCGUACCAGUCGGAACAGAACUUCCAUGACGCGGGUGAGUUUCACCCAGAGCGAUGGCUACCCGAGGCAAAAGAUUCCUCAUCUCCCUACUACCACGACCAGCGGGAGGUGCUACGACCAUUUUCUGUGGGGACGCGGGACUGCAUCGGCCGGCAACUGGCGUAUCAGGAAAUCUGGGGUAUUAUGGCACGUGUGCUGUGGCAUUUCGAUCUAGAACAGGGGCCGGGGCAGGACAAAUGGAAUGUGCAGCGGUCGUUCACCAUUUGGGAGAAGGGAGCGCUGGAAGUGUAUCUGCGUGAAAGAAGCCCUGUCAGUGUCGAGGUACCAGAUAGCACGAAGGUCUCUUGA